AUGUUAGACUGCAGUGGAGAGGGACCGUCUUCAAACAUGACGCCUGAUAACAUAUACUCCAAGGAUGAUGAAGAAAACGUGUUCAAGUCACCACGUCAGCCCUCAAAAAGACUACGCGUGUGCAUGGAAAUGGUGGAAACAGAGAAGAACUAUGUGGAUCUGUUGAAGCUUGUUGUCAAGUUCAAACAGGCACUGGGAACGGAGAUUUCGCAGAAUGGGUUCAUGAGAAGAACAGACGUUGCGAUGAUCUUUGGAAGGUUUGAACCGAUUCUUGAGCUCCACGAGAAAAUUUACGAGAGGCUGACUACGGUUUUAAAUGAGGCAAACAAUAUUCUCUCUGCUGCAAAUGGGAGUAAACACGAUGAUAUAAACCUCGACUUUUCUCAAGUUUGGAUUGAUGCGAAAGAAGAAAUGAAAAGAGCAUAUCCACAAUAUCUGAACUAUUUCGAUACCAUCAGAGGAUUGUUUGAUAAACACGAAAAGGAAAACUCGAAGUUUCACACUUUUUGUAAAGCGAAAGAAAGCAGUCCCGAGUUCCAUAGGUUGAAACUGGCUGAUUUAAUGAUCAAGCUAGUUCAACGUCUGCCGAGUGUUGUUCUUCUCCUCAAUGAGAUCGCAAAGAAAUCCGAUUCGAAGCUGAAGAGUACAGCUGAGCUGGCAUCGAAGGCCAUUGAUGAGGUUCUCAAGACCGCAAACAAAAUUCUUGAAAAGAACGACAACCUUAUCUGCCACUUCAGCAAGUUCACAGACAUUGAGAGUAUUCCGCCGAUCCUGGUUGCCGCCAACAGAAUGUUCAUUCGUGAGCUUGUUGUUUCGCCAAUUGCCAGCACAUCGUCACGACUGAGUCAAUUUCCUAAAAUGAAGCUCUUUUUGUUUCAUGAUGUGCUAGUUAUCACCAAAGUUCGAAGUGAGAAGAAUGCAAUGCAGAGGUUUGCUACACAUACAUCUUUUGCCAGUCUUCAAGCAAAAAAAGAAGACCGUAUAAAUAUAUUGAUCAUAUACAACUGA
Messenger RNA from Caenorhabditis remanei, 1008 nucleotides. RefSeq lists its product as uncharacterized. Gene Ontology annotation, cellular component: cell cortex; nucleus. Lineage: Eukaryota; Metazoa; Nematoda; Chromadorea; Rhabditida; Rhabditidae. The record is from RefSeq and is a predicted model, not a curated record. The coding region runs from base 1 to 1008 and encodes 335 amino acids. Gene Ontology annotation, biological process: nervous system development; regulation of cytokinesis, actomyosin contractile ring assembly; mitotic cytokinesis. The transcript is spliced from 5 exons. Gene Ontology annotation, molecular function: GTPase activator activity; guanyl-nucleotide exchange factor activity.